Molecule: messenger RNA, 477 nt
Organism: Rodentolepis nana
Lineage: Eukaryota; Metazoa; Platyhelminthes; Cestoda; Cyclophyllidea; Hymenolepididae
Source: the annotation of a GenBank genome assembly
AUGACCGCAGCCAAAGAAAAGAAUAAGCCAUUAACUGAGGAGCAGAUUGUAGAGGGUUUCCAAAAACUACGAUAUGAACAAAGGGCUAUUGCUAAUAAAAUUACUGGUCUUGAGAUGGACCAGAGGGAACACAAUAUGGUCAUCAAGGUUCUUAAAGGAGUUGAUGCUGAACGCAAAUGUUUCCGGUUGAUAGAGGGUGUUCUUGUCGAACGUCAAGUUAAACAUGUCCUUCCUGCCCUCGAAGCAAACGAAAAAAAGAUGUCGGAAGCUCUGGAAGCACUGCGACGUCAGUUUGAUGAGAAGGGUAUGGAGUUGCAGGUGUACAAAGAGGAACACAAGAUCCGAUUAGCUGGCGAAGAAGAUGGCGACGAUAGUCAUCAAUCAGGCGGUGAUACCCGCAAAAAGAGCAAUGAUAGUGAAGGUGCCGAUGGAAAGUCCUCGGGUGCCUCCGCAUCCUCUGGUGUUCUUGUCACUUAA